Messenger RNA from Diatraea saccharalis (sugarcane borer), 591 nucleotides. Lineage: Eukaryota; Metazoa; Arthropoda; Insecta; Lepidoptera; Crambidae. The record is from the annotation of a GenBank genome assembly.
AUGCCACUCGUUUCAAAAUCGCCUCCUGCAGCAUCAUCCACAGUCGCCUUAAAAGAUCAGUCUUUUAUGUCAUUGACGCGUUCCGAUCCAAACCUAAGCUUAACCUUGGAAGAUGACUCAAUACACGUUUCACAACGCAUCAAGAGGAAGCGUAAUGAUGACAAUGAAUCUGCUCUAGCAGAUAACUUUAAAGCAGAGAUAUUAAACAUGUUUAAUGAGAUCAAACUAGGUCAAAUAACACACGCGUCUUCUUUACAAUCGACAAAAGAAGAUUUAAUGGCACAAAAUAAUCAGCUACAAGAGUCAGUCGAAUUCAUGUCUCGACAGUACGACGAAUUGUUGAAUAGAAUAAAAAAAGCUGAAGAAGAUAGAGAUAGUGAUCGAAAAUACAUACAUUUUCUAGAAGGUAAAAUUGAAAACCUAGAAAGGCAAAAUCGAAUUGCGUCAUUAGAGAUCAGGAAUAUUCCAAAAAAGGAUAAGGAAACGAAAAAAGAUCUUGUUGAUACAGUUGUGGAGUUAGGUGAAAUAAUCAAUGUAGAAAUCCAACCCAUGGAAAUUAAAAGAUACCUACCGUAUCCACGCCAAGACUGA